CAGCCGGGCUAGCCAGCAUUGGAUUUUCAAACACACUCAAACACCGUAUUCAGCCAAAAGCAAAGCCGUGAACAUGUGGCUUUUUCGAAACUAUCACCAACUGUCAUUGGAUUGCGGGGACGUAGAGUACUCGGAAAUCGGCAGGAUUUUAAAAUCGCUGAAUUUCGAAUGCAUUUACGUGAAAGGUGAGGAAAAACGUGUGAUCAUUCAAGAUUUCAUUCCGCGAGUCAAAAUCAUCGAGAUGGGGACGGAUUUAGAGUGUCCGAGGCUCAAUCAACUACAACCUGCGCGUACAGCCGGAAAUAUACAUCGCGAACUAAGAUUGCCGUGCUGUAUAUAUCAUAAGGAUUUAGAUUAUACACAGUGUACAUAUAAUAGAGUUUUUGUAUUGCUAACAUGGUUUAAAAAUAAUAUGUAAAAAUAAUAUAUUAUGUAAUUUAAGUGCUUUAUAUAUUAUAUUUUCAAAAUAAACAUAUAUUUAUACAUUAUCAUGUUUGCGUAUAUUGACUUUUAUUACGCGCGAGCGCGCACACACACACACACACACACAUAACUCUAUACAUAAUAUACUCGACUUGUGCCUGCUGUGACUAGGUUCACACGCACAUUCUGAGACCUAUCCUUUUUAAAUAAUACAUGGAAUAAUAUAAUUUCUUUUCUAUAAGCGAUAUUAUUACGAUCUCUGAAUAACGGUUUACCGUAAAAAGGGUAUUUUCCCACAAAUAAUUGUAUUCAUAAUCGUCAUCUGGAUGUGCGUUAUCCCGAUGACGGUCGGCGCAUUGGCCGCCCGCGUCCGAGACAACGCGACCCUUAGACGCGGUCCGUCUUAUUUUCUCUAGCCUUCAAACUAUAUUAUAAUAUUAUAUAAUGCGAGCAUAUCAUUCGUCUUGCCCUAUGUUGGGCAUUAUAGUAGAGGGAGGCGCGUGUACUGAUAAAGAAAAUUAUUUUAAAUGCUGGAGCUUAAUGCUCACCGGACGAUGAUCAGUCGUGUUUUUUUCCCUGAACGAAGCAGUCAUCUCGUCCUUACAUCAUCUCCGCUAACAGUCAGUGCACUUGAUUUUGAACGCCGUCUCCUUGUUGUACAAUAUAUAAAUUCUGUAACCAUCGCAUUUACCAGUUACCAUCAGCAAGAUUGUCAUCGCCGCAUCGCUCCGAGCCAAAGUUUUUUCCGUAAGCAGACUACCGCAGAUAAAUUUAAAAUGGCAUUCUUAUCGGCACUUAAGCAACAGACAAAUGUGACAAAUGCAUCGAUCGCGGAUUUAAGACUAAAUGUGCCGUAUCCGGUCACUACAAUGAAGGAGGUCAAUACUAAAUUUGGAACUUCGAUCACCUGCACAUUGAGGGAUCCGGACACGGAUGGGGCCAUCAACGUAUUUUUACCCAAGUCGAUAUCGCUGAGCGCCGAAGAAAUAAAUGCAUAUAACGCAGGGAACGUGCCGCCGGUAUCGCUAAUAUACAAAGGGAAAAACCGCGGUCGUUUUAACAUUGAUUUUGAAUAAUUUAAAACACUAAUAAAAAAAAAAAAAUUUUUUUUUCUUAAUUCUUGUUUAUAUUAAUUUAUCUUCAAUCCUAUAAUUUUUUAAAAAACAAAUGUAAGCGUAUUUUACAAAGGUUGGUAUAUAAUACACAUUUAACAAGUUGUAUUAUAAUAUACAAUUAUCCGUUUUGGAAUAA
Molecule: messenger RNA, 1674 nt
Organism: Aphis gossypii (cotton aphid)
Lineage: Eukaryota; Metazoa; Arthropoda; Insecta; Hemiptera; Aphididae
Exons: 3
Coding region: 951-1499 (182 amino acids)
Source: RefSeq, a predicted model, not a curated record